AUGUACGGUGUGUCACUGCUGUAUGGACGCCAUCGUACCUGUGGAAUCCUUAUGGAUAUGGAUGAAAGACUCGGAGUAGAAGAUGUGUGGCGCUGCAAAGAGUUUUUGUACCUGCCCGAAAGAGAGCGAGGAUCGGGCGCGGCCGUUUUGCGUUUUGAUCCAUUCCAUCCGAGUGCAGCUUCGGAGUCGGAGAGAGCUCGCGAGGCGGUGCCAGCCGAGCACACGUUCGGUAUAUUCUGGGAACGUCACGGCGCUGCUCAGGUCCAGGGCACGUCGAGCCCGCUGGAAACCUUCGUGCUUGUUCGCGACACUUGCGAUUGUAACUUUAAGACGAGUAGCGGUGCCGGAUUGAAGCGACUCGUGAAACCUUCCGCCGGGUUUGAGAUGAAGCACAACUCCGACUCCGGGACUGGCCGAGCACUCGCGAAGUGGCAAAGAGCCUGA
This is a messenger RNA of Coniophora puteana RWD-64-598 SS2, 444 nucleotides long. RefSeq lists its product as uncharacterized. The transcript has 3 exons. The record is from RefSeq and is a predicted model, not a curated record. Bases 1 to 444 code for a protein of 147 amino acids. NCBI's taxonomy places the organism in Eukaryota, Fungi, Basidiomycota, Agaricomycetes, Boletales, Coniophoraceae.